This is a messenger RNA of Eupeodes corollae, 745 nucleotides long. RefSeq lists its product as uncharacterized. The transcript has 3 exons. Bases 182 to 505 code for a protein of 107 amino acids. The record is from RefSeq and is a predicted model, not a curated record. Lineage: Eukaryota; Metazoa; Arthropoda; Insecta; Diptera; Syrphidae.
UGUAUCUUCGAAGGUGAGCAGAGUGAUCAUUUACUUUACUCAGUAAAAUUUAAAGUACUUUUUACUCGACUAUAGUUAAUCGUAUUGUCGGUUAGUUUUCUUAUCAAAAAUCAAAUACUUUUUGAAGUAUAGGUAACAAAUUAAAAAUAUUUGAGAAAAAGAUAUUGACAGCAAAAACAACAUGAUCAAGUUUUUGACGAAGAAUAUAAAUUUGGAAGGAAUUUGCCGCAUAAGAACUUUUGCUGCAAAUCGGUUUCAAAAUUCAAAAACUGUUGGAAAAAACGUUGAUUCAGAAGCGAAAAUAAAUAAAGAAGUAGCAAAAUUUAAAGCUAGGAAAGCUGAAGUUGAAAAAUUUAGAGCGGAAAUAUGGCGAAGGAAUGACAAAAUAUUAUAUUAUGGAGCUUUUACACUUAUUUUGCGGAAACAGGAUGAAAUCAAAGAAAUAAUAGAAGACACAAAUUACGAAGAGGAAUAUAUAAAGAAGAGAUACAGUUCAAAUGGAUAGUUUAAAAUGUAAUGUCUAUUAUUUUAUAAGUACAUACAUAUGAUUCUACUUAGCAAUACAAAUGGUUUGUUUGUUUUUAAAUUGGUUUUACUUAACACGAAAGAAAAUACGUGAACAAAUAUUGAACAUAUUUAAAACCAAAACCAACCAUUUUAGUUGUUAGGAAAAGUAAUUACUUUUACUCUAAAGAUGUGUGAAUUUUUUGGCAGAAUAGCAGAUUAAAUCGUUUAUGCAAUUUUA